AACGAUAAGAUACAGGGCCGCCAUUUUAUUGUGCUACAAGAAUCAGUAUUCAACAUAGUGUGUUGUUGUGAUGUGUUAAACAUAAAAAAGGAAAAUGUGGCGAACUGCGUUCUUCGUGUCCUUUUUGGUUGUUGGGAUCAGCUGCGAAAACGCCACCAAAGUAACACCAGCGAAAAGUGUUGCAAAGGAGUCGGGCAUUUGCAGACAAUGUAUCUGUAAAGACGAUAAAGUAAAUUGUUUUGACCAGGGAUUAACCAAGUUCUUCAGCUUAGAUGAGUGGAAAGCGCUCACAGAACUCAAGCCGAAAGAGGUGGAUUUGAGCGAAAAUGCGUUCACAAACGUCACUGUGAUCGGAGACCUACCCAUCGAAGUGCUGAAUUUAUCAAGAUGCAGCAUUGAGACGAUCGAGAAGGCCAGCUUCAGAGACCUGCAGGAGAUGAGGGUCCUUGAUUUGAGUCAUAACCAGCUCACGUCUGCUAAACUCAGUCCGCAUGCUUUUGAGGGUCGUUUCUCCCCUGAAGAAUACGAGCCCCUCACCUCCAUGCGAGUGUUAAGCCUCGCAUACAAUGACCUGCACUCCCUCAACCAGGAUCUGUUUGAGCAUCUCCCGGAACUUGAGGAGUUGGACCUGAGUGGAAAUCCUUUGACCACUAUCGAUCACGUGACUCUUAUUGCUAUCUCCAGUUUACCUAUGAUGAAGGUCCUCCGCAUGCGCUCCUGUCAGCUCACAGAGAUCCCAGAGAAGUUCCUGCACACGCCAAGGUUCCUGGAACGGUUGGACAUUAGCGACAACCGGCUCACAGCAGUGCCGCAAGAGUUGGAGGAAACCAAGAACCUGGUCUAUCUGAACUUGAAUCAAAACCCGAUUGUAGAACUCAACAUGGAAUCUGAGGACUAUCCCGGCUUCCCCCGCCUCCGUAAACUCCAAGAGCUGCACAUGUGCAACAUGCAGUCCCUGCGUCGUAUCGGCGCAGGCGCCCUCGCAGGUCUCGAGAACCUGGUCAGGCUGCAUCUCAGCUACAACCCCUCGCUGGAGUUCAUCGACCCUAAGGCGCUGGCGAGGCCUGACGAUAUCGGCGAGACAUACGACUGGCCGCUUAUUAAGGAGCUCUACGUAAAAUCAAACAACUUAUCAGAGAUUGACUCGAGGAUGCUAUCCCGCUGGGACCUCUUGGAAAAGUUGGACGUGUCAGACAACCCUUACCUGUGCGACUGCUCCACGCAGUGGAUGGUAGACAUACUGGUGCCGCUGGUCGACGAGAAGGGAAGCAACUCUUCUUUGAUGGUCUGCCAAGAGCCGAUUGAGAUGCGCGGCUACACAAUGAAGCAUCUUCAUGACAUCCACCGCCACAUGCGGUGCGUGGACAAGUACGGACACCGACCUGAGAGGGACGGGGCCAUCCUCCUCGGCACUCUCAUUGGAGUGCUCCUAGCCGUGCCCAUUAUGCUGACCCUGGUUCUGUUAUGGCGUCGGGGGUACUUCGGCUGGCUGGGGCUUCGUGGACCCUCGGAGGCGUCCAGAGCCUUCUACAAGCGGGCGCCCGCCGAAGACAACUACUUCUAAUGUAUCUAGUUUUAAGUUAUUUUUAUAAUAAAGUUAUGGUUUUAAGUAAGAA
Manduca sexta (tobacco hornworm) is the source of this 1616-nucleotide messenger RNA. Its product is annotated as leucine-rich repeat neuronal protein 3-like. The record is from RefSeq and is a predicted model, not a curated record. Lineage: Eukaryota; Metazoa; Arthropoda; Insecta; Lepidoptera; Sphingidae. The transcript has 10 exons. The coding region runs from base 95 to 1564 and encodes 489 amino acids. Gene Ontology annotation, molecular function: protein binding.